AUGGCCGAUACUCAGGAUAAAUAUGUUUUCGGUAGAGACAAGCAGGAAUCGAAAAGGCUCAAUUCGCAGCACAACCUGCUAUUGAAGGUGACCGAUAACACCCUGAUCCAUCCGUCAAUUCCCCAAGAAAGUGUGCAUUCUGUUGCAGAUGUAGGGACUGGAACUGGUAUCUGGCUGAGAGAUGUUUCCAAACUCUUGGAGACAACCAACCCCAAGUGUUACUAUCAUGCGUUUGAUAUCUCGGCGGACCAAUUUCCUGAGCAGCCAGGAAAUAUCCAAUUUGAGGUCCAAGAUAUAACAUUGCCGUUCUCCAAAGAACAUUGGCAUCGUUAUGACGUGGUCCAUGUGAGACUACUUGUUGCUGCUCUCGAGGAAGUCGACUAUAAAGCUGCAGUCACCAAUCUCUCUGCUAUCUUGAAGCCGGGCGGCUUUCUUCAAUGGGAAGAAAUCGACGAGGAAUCAUACAAAUCAGCCGACAACCCGGUCAUUUGGGAGAUUCAACGUUGUUUCAGUCUUGCAUUGAAAGCUGAGGGUAAAUGUUUCGCUGCAUCAGCCAAGGUCUACGAGGAGUGCAAGGCAGCUGGUUUCCUGGAUGUUGUGCGGUUAGCUUACCGCUCAGACUCGAAACCCGAUAUUCGCCACGACGUAGACAAAAGGCUCGCUGAUAUUAUGGGAUCUUUGUAUGCAAGACUUUUGCUGCGUUCUGGGCAGGCUGCUGAUGAAGACGCAGCAUCGAAACAGGCUGAGGAAUUGGUCAAACAGCAUUGGAGUCUUUGUGCGGAGGGAAAGUCCCCACCACUCACCGUGAUGAGAGUUGUUGCCCAGAAGCCACUGGAUGAAUAG
Nannizzia gypsea CBS 118893 is the source of this 843-nucleotide messenger RNA. RefSeq lists its product as hypothetical. Lineage: Eukaryota; Fungi; Ascomycota; Eurotiomycetes; Onygenales; Arthrodermataceae. The transcript has 4 exons. The coding region runs from base 1 to 843 and encodes 280 amino acids. The record is from RefSeq and is a predicted model, not a curated record.